CUGAACAGCAGGUAGCAAGUAUUUCGUAACUGGUGUACUCAUUUCAAAAUAUCAAGUUUAACCUCGUUAAUUAUGAUAAGUAACGGAAGAAACCAGAAGAGAAUUCGCUGACAAUGCUUCUGAACUGCUACUUCCUGUAAUGGCAAACUCUCAUUUUAGUAAAAUUGACGAGUACGGAUUUGAGCGUCCUGAUGACUUCGAUUAUGAAACUUAUGAAGAAUUUAUGUCCCAUUAUCUUGUUGUUCUGGCAAGGAGGGCAAAGAAGUGGGCAGACCUGGUAGGCGAAGGGAGGUCGUUGAAAAGGAAUUUGACAGUUAAACGCUAUGUGCGAAAAGGAAUUCCAAGUGAAUAUAGAGGCAAGGUAUGGCUAACUGUAAGUGGUGCAGAGAAAAUGAAAGACGAUUCAGGUCCCAACUAUUAUCUUCAGUUGCUUUCCGGUGAUAUAGAUCAAGAUAUUGUUGACAUUGUGAAGACCGAUCUGCCCAGGACAUACCCAGAUAACAUAUUCUUCAAUGCUGCUGCAGACCAUCAGAGGCAGCUCUGUAAUAUAUUAGUUGCCUAUGCACAUGACAACAAAGAAGUUGGAUACUGUCAGGGUCUGAAUUAUAUAGCAGGUUUACUUUUGCUUGUCACCAAGGAUGAGGAAACAACUUUCUGGUUAUUGAAAGUACUUGUUGAGAAGACACUGCCGAAAUAUUACACGAGGACUAUGGAGGGUGUGAUAACUGACAUAGCAGUACUGGAAGAACUUGUGAGGCUAAAAAUACCAGAUGUACACAAACAUGUCCAGGAUGUCGGCUUACCAUGGGCAGUGAUAACAACAAAAUGGUUUAUCUGUCUCUUUGCAGAAGUUCUGCCGAUAGAAACUGUGCUGAGGAUAUGGGAUUGUCUUUUUUAUGAAGGGUCCAAGAUAAUAUUCAGAGUGUGUCUAACACUUAUUAAGAGAAAUCGAAGCAGUCUCCUUGAAAGCACUGACUUUGCUACAUUGGCGGAGUGUUUCAAGAAUAUUACUAAGGAUUCAUUGGUCAUUCAAUGCCAUGACUUUAUGGAGAGCAUCUUCAAGACACCAGGUUCACUUCCGGCCACAACAAUCAGUAGACUACGUGAACAACAUUCACAACAAAAAGAAACAAGGAAGCAAACUGAAGUGCUAAGAUGAAAGUAAUGCUGAUUGAAUGAUAUUACCUCAGAAAAUCAGCUGUCAAGUUCCUGAAUUAGAUGCUACCUGUUGAAUCAGGCAGAAUGAAUUAAGAGUUCAUGUUGAUUCUCAGUGAUGUUACAAAAUGUGUAGUAUUUGCAUUUUAAGUCUUUGUUACUAUUGAUGAGAUACAAUAAUUACAGCACGUUCUUUUUUCAUUCAUGAUCACUGGCUUCAGAUGAAAUUUAUUAGUUUUCUUACAGGUAUAAUAUGAGUUAACCAUGAGUCACAUUUAUGAAAUUAUAUAGUUAUAUGUAUGUAUAUGCGUGUGUGUAGUCUUUUUUUUGUAUGUGAACAGGUGUAGCUUAGACGUUAUUGUUGACAUAAUAGUCUCUGUAAACUUACAUAACAUGCAAAACAUGACAAGGAAAUCAAACUGUUCAGUAAUAAUGUAUUGUAUAGUAUUUAUUUUUGUGGGUUAAGAGGCAUGCACAUUGUGAUUUUUCCCAUACUUCGUGGAUUUACUCAUUUCAUAAUUUCCUUCUAAUUUAUUUAAUUAUAGCGUUUCUGAAAUGUUUUGUUACCCAGAACACUCCUUUGUACAAAUGUAUAGUUAUAAUUGAAAUGCACAUCAAUCUUGUGAAGAUUGUAAGGAAUGAUAGUGACUUGUUGUACUAUGUAGUUUCCUGGGGUAAAAUAUUCUAUUGUUUUUAAAUGUGGUUGCUCUAGUUAAUUUCUAAAUCGUGCCCAUCAAAGUAUGAGCCAUUAUAAGGCAGCUUCAUUGUCAUACAAAACUCAUUUUGGCAAAACAGAAAUUUUUCAAGGUAAUUUAUCCUGAUAAUGUGGCCUACUAGACUACCACUUGUGAUUGGCUAUAGUCAUACAAUCAUUGUGGAUCCAUGCCUUGGUGGGUCAUCUGUAAGGGGGGGGAGGGGGGGGGGGAGAGCAGCAAAUAAUUUGUUUCAUGUACUGCUAUAGAUGAUGUGCUGUUAUUGCUCUCAUAAUUUUUAUCUGGCUUUGUGGUUAUUAGGGCCAAAUUUCUGUGUGUUUCUAAUUCACUUUCUUUGUUGUAGAGCUUAUUAGCAAAAGGUCUCUUCUGGCUCCAUAUUUUUAUAGCCUUUACAGAAUGGGUCCUGAGGCAGCUUUUUUGUACAUAAGAAAACAUAGCACAGGUGCUUUGUAGUAAUUACAUAAUUUCAAGGGCUCAUCUAGCAGCUAUCCAAACACUACAAACUGUUUUCUAAUGUUAAGUUGGUAUAGCCAAGUGAAUUGAUCAAUAUUAAACUUUAUGUAAGAAAUACCGUCCAUUUUAAUUAUAAACUGUUACUAUGAAUGAGGCUUAUUUAGAUUCUGAUGGAGGUAAGGCUACAAGUGAAGAAUUUUGUGGUUAUAUUUAUAAACAUUUUGGUUAAGGCUGUCUACAAAAAUGAGAUGGGACGUAGAUAGUUAGAAUUGUAAUGAUAAAAAUUUGUUUUGCUUUGAAAUGUAUAAUCAUGUUUAACUAUAAUUUUCAACUAUGGAAAAUCAUUGUGAUAAACUAAUUCAUAUCAUCGGCCACAUUUAACUUCAACAAUUAAGUGAUAUGAUACUAGUCAUGGAACCACUUCUUAAGACAAACCCUGUGAAAUUAUAGUGGACAUUGAAAUUAGUGAUUGUUAAGAUUGUGUGCCUGUGUCAUUGGUAAUAUGACUGGUCUCAUUGUGUGCGCUCAGAAGAACCCUGGAUCAUGUUCCCUUUCCAUUAAUAUAUAACUCAACAGAAUCCAUUUUUGCAACAUGAUUUCACUUUUAUCAUUGCCUGUUAACAUGCAUAUAUUAUAAUGUAACAAUAUUUUCUGUACAAUAUUCAGACUGCUGUAUAGCAGUGCUUGAAUUAAACAGGUUUUUUCUAUGAACUAGUUUCUUUCAUCUAGCAAUAUUUCAGAAAUUUUAAUAUAUAAUAAUUACCACAAUUCUUGGAUCUCACUUGUUACAAUUUCAAUUAAAAAUGGGCAUUUGUCUGUGAUACUCUACAUUUAUAACAGGUUGUGAUGUGAAUUGUGAUUAUUAUUCACUAAGCACGAACUGUUAACCUUACAAAAUUCAGAAUAAAGUCCUUCAAACUAA
Schistocerca cancellata (South American locust) is the source of this 3243-nucleotide messenger RNA. RefSeq names its product growth hormone-regulated TBC protein 1-A. The record is from RefSeq and is a predicted model, not a curated record. Bases 140 to 1159 code for a protein of 339 amino acids. NCBI's taxonomy places the organism in Eukaryota, Metazoa, Arthropoda, Insecta, Orthoptera, Acrididae. The transcript is spliced from 7 exons.